This is a messenger RNA of Coregonus sp. 'balchen', 2799 nucleotides long. NCBI's taxonomy places the organism in Eukaryota, Metazoa, Chordata, Actinopteri, Salmoniformes, Salmonidae. The record is from the annotation of a GenBank genome assembly.
UUGAGAAUGAAGAAAGUAUUGCCAAGAACAGGUUAGUUCAACAUUUGGCUGCUAUGCUUUAUAUUAGCUAAUGGGUAACGGCUGUAUAGAAGCAUUCUGAUAUCACCGCUGUAACAAUGUGGAGCUAGAUAAUUUGAUUGCAUAUGCAUAAUCCAAAUGUGUGAAUAGCCCUAAUAUUUAACUGAAUACAAUUAUUUUAAUAUCUUUUACCCCAUGGCAUCAGAGAGAUCUUCAUAUCCAGUCAAGAUUGUUUUGAACAAGCAGAGGAUUAGCUCACAGUGGAGAGACGGAGAGAUGGCUGUUGGAGAGGACUCUCAACCCCAGGUGUGAUACAUCACCUUUUACAAUUACAGACUUAUUGGAUCAAUUCUGUUAUUGGACUAGGAUAAUUUAGUUUUUGUGUGAUUCAUUAAUACCAAAAGGGUUAGAUAUGGCGUGUGUGUCCAGAGUAAUAACCUCAGUCUCCUGUUACAGCCUACAGAUGUGGAGCAGAGAACGGAGACUGAACCCAUACUGAUCAAAGAUGAGGAGACAACAGAGGACGUGUGGAAGACUGACCCUCAGGAAGAGCUUAUGAUCACUGGAGAGGGUGGGUGCUGACAUAAGGGGUACUGCUCUGUCUGUCUAUGGAAGACUGUGUUGGUGUGGUGGUAUGCACAUUGCAAAGUGCUACAUUGAUGUUGGGCGUUUUCUGUUCUGGCAUACGGAGCGCAAAUAUACACACAGUCCGUUCUAAAGCAGUCAUGGUUUGCUACUGGUAGCCCUUUACACUCGUAUCUCUAUAUGGGUUGAAAAUUGUAGAUUUGGGCACUGACAAGUUGGUUUGUUCUGAACAGAAUUAGCCUAUUUUUGUCUAUUGGGAAGAACAUUUGGCACAGAACUCACUCCUGAAUGCACGCAUGAUUCCUUUCUAUUCGCACCAAAAUUACGAUCUGUUUCUCUGAAUUGCCUUGUGAAAGCCUAACACUGUAAGAUCGUAUUUUAUAACUUAGCUAGUCAUGUUGGCAAUAGAACAGACUUUCAAAUGAUGCCCAGCUGACCCAGAUUGUGAUUUAAAAUGGGCAGGUUUUGGAUUACGUAAACAACUACAGUAAUUGUGUGAAGGCGGGGAUGCAGGGGCUGUGUUAUAAACAAAACAACUACAAGUGAACUUGUUCUAGUUCCUCAAAUGCACCUUAUAGUUGUAGACUCUUCUUUAAGUCAUGAAAGUGUAUUGAAAUUACUUAGGAACUGUGCAAACACCAGUUAGUCCUCUCAGUCAAACCCUUGUCAUUUUUUUGUCUUAUGUUGCACCUACCCCACAUUUCCAGGAUUAUUCUUAUCAUGUUACUGAAUGUAUCCAGAAUAUUUUCAGAUUUUGUUCUCAACAAAUGCGGCAAAAAGUACAGUAAAUGUAAAAUGCACAUAAAAUCAAGUGUAACGUUUGGAUUCAGUCUUGUCAGGUGAACUGUUGUAUCCUCAACUUUAGUCUAAUAAUUUCCCCCAAAUCUCCAAACUGCUCCCUUUCAACUGCUACCAUGCUUAUCCAUUUCAUAUGACUUCUGUAAGAAACAUUUUAAUUUAGCCCUAUCUAUAUAGGCCAUUUCCCACAAGUGUAAAGGGUUAAGGUUCUUUUUUAAUGUUUCUUUAAUGUUUAUCUCCAAAUCUUUAGAGUCUGGUUCCAAGGCUGAGCAACCACCAUCCUUUGAGCAACGGCAUUGUGAUGAAGACUUCAAUGCACAACCCAACAUAUCUCCUGAAGACUCAGUGGAACAUUACCCCAAUUCUGAUCGUCCAGAGGAACCAGGCAGACCCCGGCUCACGUCUACAGAGAAGUCAAAGGGGUUCAGGACAGAGCAGCACCGGCCAGCCGAGGACGAGGACUCACUAGAGCUAGUGAUGGUGAAGGAUGAGAAAGAGGAGGAGCUGGAUCAGACCACAGCCCUGGCAGGACCUGACCAGUUUGUCAUGGAUGAGACUGAUCGGCAUCGGUGGACCUCUGUGGAUCCAGGCAGAGACACUGACCCUGAUGGCCACCCAGAUUUCUCCUUUCAUGCCACAGAGGAGUACUCUCAGAAUAUCUCAAUUUUCCCAUCUCAUAGUGGGCUGCCAUCCAUUCCUACUAUGACAGAUGAUGUAGGGCCAUCGCUUCACUCUUCUAUAGGGAAACCACAUGCUAACAUGUUCAGUGCAGCAGCACACAUGAAAAUACAUGUCAGGACAUUGGCUGAUGAGACUAGACAACAGAUGCCAGAAGGACAGAGCAGCGAGAGGCUGAACUCAAAUAAUGACGGAAAUAAUUUAUCUCUACAGUCAAGGCAGCAUCAGUACAGGGCUUCAGAAGCAACAGCGAGAUCGAGUGAGGGCAUGACAGGGUCAAACAUGGCCACCACCUCCACCUUCUCUGGAUACAGCCUGAGUCGCAGUAGUUUUAACAUGGUGAAGAGAAUGAGGACUCAGUGGAGGUCGGGUGGCACCACCGAGAGGCGUUUCAGCUGCACCUUCUGUGGAAAGAGCUUCCAGCGUUUCAGCCAGCUCAAAGAACACCUCCGAAGUCACACCGGAGAGAAACCGUACACCUGCGAACAGUGUGGCAGGAGUUUCACCAAGCACUGCAACCUGAUCAGACAUGCUGUGGUCCACAGCGGGGAGAAGCCUUACGAGUGCACACAGUGUGGGAAAUGCUUCACCCAGAGCUCCAGUAUGAAGUCACAUCAGAGAACUCACGUAGGAGAGAGUCCAUUGUCUCAAUACGUUGUACCUGCAUACCCUGGGGAUCCACAUACAAGUUUGUUGUCUCAGACCAGGUGGAACAAAUAA